Molecule: messenger RNA, 2010 nt
Organism: Parus major (Great Tit)
Lineage: Eukaryota; Metazoa; Chordata; Aves; Passeriformes; Paridae
Exons: 11
Coding region: 11-1606 (531 amino acids)
Source: RefSeq, a predicted model, not a curated record
AAACGAGCAAAUGCAACUUCCCAGAGCUGGACAAGCGCCUCGCGGAAAUGACAGCGAUCCAUCCCGGGACACGGCGGGGAGCGGCCCCGAGGCGGAGUUUGGGGGCGGCCGGAGCCUGCUCGGCACCGCGUCCCGCAUCUCUCCGCGCCGCAUCCCGCAUCUCUCCGCGCCGCAUCCCGCAUCUCUCCGCACCGCGUCCCGCAUCCCUCCGCACCGCGUCCCUCAUCUCUUCGCACCGCAUCCCGCAUCUCUCCGCACCCCGUUCCGCAUCUCUCAGCACCCCGCAUCUCUCCGCGUCCCGCAUCUCUCCGCGUCCCGCACCGCGCACCCCGCGCUCCGCACCGCGCACCCCGCGAUGCCGGCGCUGCCGGCGCUGCUGGCUUUGGUGGCCGCGGCGCUGCUGGCGCUGCUCGGGGCCGGACGAGCGGCCGCCCCCGCCGCCUGGGCACCGCUGAAGCGCUGGGCCCUGGGCUGCCUCCUGCUCUGCCUCGGCGCCUGCAGGCAGCGGGCGGCCGCGGGCACCGCCGAGCCGCGCCAGCCGCGCCCGCUCCGCCCCGACCCCCACGCACUCGAUUCCUUGUACUUCACCGGCUUUGCAGAGACCAACAGGACCUUUGUGAUCGCUCGCCUCGCCAGACGUCCCGCUGGCCUCUGUGAGAUGUGGCUCUUCCUGAGGCUGGAUGGGAUAGGCGAGUUUGAACACCCACAGCAUCCAAACAUGAUGGUGAGAGAUGAAUCCAAAGAGAUCUGGAGUGGAGGAGGACUCACUAUGGAAUACUUGGAGCCCCAAAUGUGCUGGAAGAUAAAUUUUGAUGGAUUACUCAGGAAAGGAUCCUACAGACAGCAGUGGAGUGAAGAGGAAGGAGAACUUGUACCAGUUAAAUUCUCUUUGCAAUGGGAGAACUCCACAGACGUUUUUAACUUUAAUGUUGACAGCAACCCCAGCACAUUUGCUCGUGCUUUAGCCCAGGAGCUGUGGAGCAUUGAGCUCUUCCAGAGGGUCAAAAAGCAGAGGGAGCAGCAUUUCCGACACGAGCAGUGGGGCCAGUCUGUUGGAGAGAUUGAAAUAGAAAAUUACGGGAAAACUGAACUUUCCCUCAAAGGCAUUCGGAGCCACUCCUAUGGUGUCCGGAAUUGGGCUGAGAUUUACCGUUAUGUCAUGAUUUUGGCACACUUUGAAGAUGGGACUGCAGCACAUUUAACAGUUAUCAGCAUGCCAGCUACCACAACUCACCUCACUGUAGGUUAUGUGUUUUUUCCUGAUGGGAGGAAGGCUGGCAUUGAGUGGUCCAACGCCUCCCUGGCUGAGCUGGCUGAGGAUGGGGUAAUCCAGGAUGGCUAUGGAGUCACUUUCACUGCUGGUGGUGAGAGCUUUGGUGUUUCUGCAGCUCUGGAUAAGCAGUCCUGUCCUGUGGUGUACAAUGGGCUGACAGGGAGGGGAGUUUUCCACGAGUGCAUUGCAGAUUUCCAACUCAAUGGCUUAACCCCAGGCUGGGGCCUGGUUGAAUUUUAUUACAGGGACGAGGCCGCCCAGCCGGUUCCAAAUCUGCAGCUUGGUUCCAAAACAGAAGGACCUGACCCUACCACCAAUGCCUCUCCCCCAUGAUCAUCUACAAGCUCAUCCCAGCAAUGUUAGCAAGCAGCAGCUUUCCAAAAAAAUAUCAUUCCCUGCAAAAAACAGCACUGGUUUGAGUGUAGAACUCGUCACAGACGCUGGGGAGGUCAAGGGUAUAAAAGGAUUUGGAGAGAAAUGAGAUAUAUUUUUAUUAGUGCAGCUUUCAGUGGUUGCUAAGCAGGGUGGUCUGGAGGAAAUUUGAAGGAAGUCUGAUUGCAGGAGUGCACUGGGAGGGAUCACUCCAUGCUCUGUCCUGUGGUGUUUUUCCUAAACUUCCAGCUGCUUCCCACCGUGACGAGCAGGACCUCAGGCUAUGUGGAUCACUGACCCAAUUUAGCAGCUCCUCUCCGCUCUCAGAUUUGUUUUUGAAAUAAAAACUGUGUAUUUCUGAACUC